CGGUUUACAACUAUGACUGUUCAGGAGAACAGGAGCUGAGUCUCAGGGUUGGAGACACGGUGCACAUACUGGAGAAGUUUGAAGGAUGGUAUCGGGGUUACACGCUCAGACACAAGGCACACAAGGGCAUCUUUCCAGCUUCCUAUAUUUUCCUGAAGGAGGCUCACGUGGAGGGCAGUGGUGAGGAGGAGACGGUGGUUCCUACAGACGUUCCGCUGGUGCUGGAGUUAGCGGCUACGCUACGAGAAUGGGCCCAGAUAUGGCAGAAACUAUACGUGGACAACAGCAGUGUCAUGUUCCGUCGUGUCCACCAGAUGGCGUUGUCCUUAAUGGAGUAUCGCUCGCAGAUAGUCAGCGGAACUCUGCCCAAAGACGACCUUGAGGAACUACGCAAGAAGGUCACAGCCAAGAUCGACUACGGAAACCGUAUUCUAGGUUUGGACCUGGUGGUUCGGGAUGAGAAUGGCAACACACUGGACCCGUUCAGUAGCAGCACCGUCAGCCUGUUCAGAGCCCACCAGAGCGCAUCAGAGUCCAUCAACGAACGCAUACAGGAGGAGAAGUCUCGUCUGCAGAACCUUGAGCUGCGCCGCCAGACUCUCUUCUCCACGGUCCACACCUACAGCCUGCUGCUCAACCUCAAGAACUUCGUCUGCAACAUCGGAGAAGACGCCGAACUGCUGAUGUCAAUUUACGACCCCGACCAGUCAGAAGUCAUCAGUGAGAAUUUCCUGGUGCGUUGGGACAGUACGGGGAUGCCCAAAGAAAUCGAGAAGCUCAACAAUCUGCCAGCUCUCUUCACAGAUCUCAGCAGUAGUGACCUCAUCAGGGCUCGCCUGUUCCUGGUGUGUCAGAUCAUCAGGGUGGGGGCCAUGGAACUCAAAGAGGCCCGCAAGCAGACCGGGGGGCUCAGGAGACCGUUUGGAGUCGCAGUGAUGGACAUUACAGAUAUCGCUCACGGAAAAGCAGACGAUGAAGACAAGCAGCACUUCAUCCCAUUCCAGCAGAUCGCCAUGGAGACGUAUAUUCGUCAGCGUCAGCUGAUCAUGUCUCCUCUGAUUCCGUCCAAGAUCAUCGGCGAGAACGAGCCGCUCACCUCCGUGCUGAACAAGGUCAUCGCAAACCGAGACGUCAACCACAAGGGCCAGGGGUUGUUUGUGACGUUGAAGCUGUUGCCAGGCGACCUGUCUCAGGUCCUGAAGGACUAUCCGCACUUCGUAGACCGCAGCACCGCCGUCGUCAGGAAGAUGGGCUUCCCAGAGAUCAUACUGCCGGGUAACGUGCGUAAUGAUAUCUACGUGACGCUACUACAGGGAGAGUUUGAUCGCGGGAAAAAGAAGACGCCAAAGAACGUGGAGGUUCUACUGAGCGUACACUACGAGGACGGGAGAGUAGCAGAGAGAGCUCUGUUUCCCGGCGCUGGUUAUGACGGGGUUAACGAGUACAAGUCCGUCAUCUACUACCAAGUCAAGCAGCCCUGCUGGAACGAAACAGUCAAGGUGGCGAUCCCCAUUGAGGAUGUGUGUCGGUGUCAUCUGAGGUUCGUCUUCCGUCACCGAUCUUCUCAAGACUCGCGUGAUAAGUCUGAGAAGCCGUUCGGCAUGGCCUACGUCAAACUGAUGAAGUCAGACGGAACAACGCUACGGGACGGCAGACACGACCUCAUCGUCUAUAAGGUGGAGAAGAAGGCGGAUGAGGCGAGUGCGUACCUCUCUCUCCCGGGGUGUUGGGCGGAGGUGGAGGAGAGGGAGAGGCAGACGGGGAAACAGCCGAACAUGAACACCAACAACAUGACGAAGGACAGCUUCCAGAUAGCAACGCUCACGUGCUCUACCAAGCUCACGCAGAACGUGGAUCUUCUGGGUCUGCUAAACUGGAGGUCCAACCCUGAAGAACUGGAGCAGAACCUGCAGAGACUGAUGGAGGUGGAAGGAGGAGAGAUCGUCAAGUUUCUUCAGGACACUCUGGAUGCCCUCUUCAGCAUCAUGAUGGAAACGUCAGACAAGGAACAAUAUGACACCCUGCUCUUCAACGCACUGGUGUUCAUCAUCUCUCUGAUUGGUGACAUCAAGUUCCAGCAUUUCAACCCCGUCCUGGAGACAUACAUCAACAAGCACUUCAGCGCCACGCUCGCAUACGUUAAGCUGACCAAGGUCCUGAAUCAUUACGUGUCCAAUGCGGAGGACUCGCUCUACGCUGAGAGACUCUACGCCGCUCUCAAGGCCUUCAAAUACCUCUUCCGCUUCAUCGUCCAAUCACGCGUUCUCUACCUCAGGUUCUAUGGCAACAGUGAGGAUGGCGACGCCUUCUUCAAUUCCAUCAGAAGUCUCUUCCUGUCUGUCAACGCCCUCAUGGACCGCCCCCUGGACGAGGGAGUCAAGAUCAAGGGUGCUGUGUUGAAGUAUCUUCCCUCCAUCAUCAAUGACCUGCAGCAAGUCUUCGACCCCGUGGAGCUCAGUGUGCACCUCAGUAAGUUCAUUGAGAGCAUCCCUGAUGGCCAGAUGGUGAGACAGAAGAUCUUCUGCAUGUGCAAGAUGGUGGAGAGCGACCUCUUCAGGCAGCCAGAGUGUCGGGACGUCCUCCUGCCCCUGCUAACGGACCAGUUGAGUGGCCAGCUGGACGACCAUUCCAGUAAGCCGGACUACGAGGCCUGCGUACAACUACUCAGCACAGUACUGGACAUGCUCGACCGCAAAGACGUGGGUCCGACGGGGGAGCACAUACGCAUCAUCAUGGAGCGACUCCUGCGCAGAGUCAACAGGACGGUUAUAGGCAUGGAACACUCAUCACCUCUUAUAGGUCCGUAUCUGGCCUGCAUGACGGCGAUACUGAAGCAGAUGGACAACUCUCACUACACACACCACAUACACACCUUCAAGACCCAGCAAGACCUUAUAGAUUUCCUGAUGGAGGCGUUCAUCAUGUUCCGUGACCUGAUGGGCAGCGUGUUCCCUUCUGAUUGGCUCCUGAUGAACCUCCUGCAGAUGCAAGUCUUCCUGCGAGCCAUACACCAGUACUCUACUGUGUUAAACACACGCUUUCUGGACAACACACACUUCCACCACCAGCUCUGGGAUAACUAUUUCCACUUGGCGGUGGCCUUCCUUACCCAUAAGUCAUUGCAACUGGAGAACUUCUCACUCGAGAAACGCAACAAGAUCCUCAACAAGUAUGGGGACAUGCGCAAGAGUUUGGGAUUUCAGAUGAGAGAUAUGUGGUACAACCUUGGUCCCCAUAAGAUGAAGUUUAUCCCCUCCAUGGUGGGCCCCAUACUGGAGGUGACUCUGGUGUCGGAGCCGGAGCUACGGAAGGAGACCAUCCCCAUCUUCUUCGAUAUGAUGCAGUGCGAACACAACUGCAGCCAGAACCGAACCUUCCACAUGUUUGAGAACGAGCUGAUUACAAAGCUGGACCAGGAGGUGGAGGGGGGGAGGGGCGACGCCCAAUACAAGAUACUGCUGGAGAAAACGUUAUUGGAGCACUGCAGGCGUCACCGCUACCUGGCGGAGUCUGGCGAGGAGUUAGCAUUGUUGCUAAGUAGCCUGCUGGAAAACCUGCUAGCGUACCGCACGAUAACACACGACACCAGCCCAGAACUACGCAUGGGCUGCACUGUCAACGUGCUCAACUUCUACAAGGAGAAGCAGAGGGAGGACAUCUACAUCAGGUACCUGUACAAGCUGAGGGAUCUGCAUCUGGACUGUGAGAACUACACGGAGGCGGCAUAUACACUGCUGCUACACGCUGAACUGCUGGAGUGGUGUGAUCGGCCGUGUGCUAAGCACCUGAUUCCCAGAGCUGGUUCUCAUGAGUGGAGCCAACAGGAGCUGAAGGAGCGACUCUUCCAGGAGAUCAUGGCUUACCUGGACCAGGGCAAGAUGUGGGAGAAGGCUAUUGACCUGGGUAAGCAGCUGGCCAAGAUGCACGAGUGCCAGAUGUUCGACUUCAUGGAACUGAGUCAGCUACUGCAACAGCAGGCCAAGUACUAUGAGAACAUCAUGCACGCCAUGCGGCCGCAGCCGGAAUACUUCGCGGUCGGCUACUAUGGACAAGGAUUCCCUACAUUCCUCAGGAAUAAGAUGUUCAUCUACAGGGGUAAGGAGUAUGAGUGGCUUGAAGACUUCAGUGUGAAGCUGUUGUCUCAGUUCCCCAACGCCACGCGCAUGACGAGCACCACGCCACCUGAUGACACCAUACACAACUCACCUGGACAACAUAUCCAGGCCUUCACAGUGAAGCCCGUCCUCACGCUGCCACAGAAGUUCAAAGACAAAGGAGUUCCAGAACAAAUACUCAAUUAUUACCGCACCAAUGAGGUCGACACAUUUCAGUAUUCCAGACCCUUCAGGAAAGGCAAGAAGGACCCCGACAACGAGUUCGCAACCAUGUGGAUCGAGCGGACCACCUACAUAACGGCCUACAAGUUCCCCGGAAUCCUCAAAUGGUUCGAAGUCAAAUCCAUUUCUGUGGAGGAGAUCAGCCCGCUGCAGAACGCCGUGGAGACCAUGGAGCUGGCCAAUGAGAAGCUCAGUAACCUGGUACAGCAGCAGGCAGUGGACCAAUCACAGCCUGUCCAUCCGCUCUCCAUGAUGCUCAACGGCAUAGUGGACCCAGCGGUACAGGGGGGCUUCGCCAACUACAAAAAGGCGUUCUUCACAGAGAAGUACAUGCAGGAGCACCCAGAAGAUUUGGAGCGAAUUGACGUCCUGAAACACCUCAUAGCACUGCAGAUCCCUCUGCUGGACGAUGGCAUCCGUAUCCAUGGUGAGAAGGCCACCGACCAGCUCCGCCCCCUGCAUGACCAUAUAAGCACGUGCUUCGUGGAGCUGCGGGCCAAAGUGGAAUCCCUAUACGGAGUCAUUACACUGAAGAAGAAGCCGCGCGUGGGCUCGGUCGUCAUGCCCUACAUCAUGUCCUCCACUCUGCGUCGGAUGUCCGUCAUCUCCACGGCCAGCUCCUCCCCCUCCACGACAGGCUCCUCCUCUUCCGGCCUCCACACCCAAUCAGAGGGCCUCUCCAGGCGGUCCAGCCAAUCAGACGAGACCCCACCCUCGCGGCCGCCAUCUCAAGAUCGCAUGUCAGUGAUGUCCUUGUCUCGGGGGGGUGAUGAGGAUUCUCGUAUCAGCCGUCGCAACCGCAAGGAGUGGAGCAUGAGCAAGAGCCAAGUGCUACUGGAGAGAGUUAGCGACGCAGAACAGGCAGGUGUUGAGAGGCAGCCUCGUCCGAAGAGCCUGCAGCUCGGUGAUAGGAGACUCACGCUGUCAAUCAAUCCCGGAGACCCCGCCCUCCUCAGCCCGCUGCCUACCACCCCACACACACCCAGGAGCUCUAGUUACACCUUCCUACCAGAGGAUGGCGCUGACACUCCGGGCACCCCUCCCCCCAUGCCUCCCAAGAAGCACCCUCACGACGAGUUCUCCUCUCCUCCGCUCCCGGUGAAGAUUGAAGGGAAGCCGCCGCCUCCUCCGCCCAAGACACGCAAGAGCAUGUUCCCCAUGUAACACACACACACACACACACACACACACACACACACACACACACACACACACACACACACACACACACACACACACACACACACACACACACACACACACACACACUCCCACACACACACACACAC
Messenger RNA from Engraulis encrasicolus (European anchovy), 5626 nucleotides. It is a transcript of the gene dock5, whose product is annotated as dedicator of cytokinesis 5. The annotation marks the transcript as partial. Gene Ontology annotation, molecular function: small GTPase binding; guanyl-nucleotide exchange factor activity. The record is from RefSeq and is a predicted model, not a curated record. Gene Ontology annotation, cellular component: cytoplasm; plasma membrane. Gene Ontology annotation, biological process: myoblast fusion; cell migration; small GTPase-mediated signal transduction. The transcript has 50 exons. NCBI's taxonomy places the organism in Eukaryota, Metazoa, Chordata, Actinopteri, Clupeiformes, Engraulidae.